Messenger RNA from Acaulospora colombiana, 152 nucleotides. Lineage: Eukaryota; Fungi; Glomeromycota; Glomeromycetes; Diversisporales; Acaulosporaceae. The record is from the annotation of a GenBank genome assembly.
AAUGAGAAGCGAAGUCAGAUAGAAAAUUCUAAACUUAAGGGUAGAGUAACGAAACUAGAACGUGAUAUCAAGGAGAUUAAACAGGAACAAAUUACACCUAUUGAAAACCGUCCCGAUAAAAAGAAUGCGCAGAUCACUCGACUAAAUCUCGA